AUGGGGGUCACGGUGGCCGACGUUAGGAUUUGCAUUAUGCAGUUUUCUAUUGGCAGUCAAAGCCAAAAUAAGACCUUGUAUCCUCCUUGGUGGACACAUGAUAGAGCUGUGGCAUGGUUCCGGGACUUGCCCGAUGACACUCUGUGGAACUGCUACAUCUGUGCGUGUGUGUUGCUGGGGCUCGUGUGGACCGUCGCCCAUCUGCACAAUAUCUACAUCGACAUCAUCGACGUUAUCUACAACGUCUCUUACGCCCUCCACAUCUUCGCUAUUGGCCACAAAAUGGUUUCAGAAUUUGAGAGCACGGAUAUCACUUUUUGGAUAGUUCGGUCCCUGACUGAUUACAACCUAAAGGGCAGCAUAUUAGGGACCACUUUGAAGUUCUGCUACAUAUUCAUGGUGAUGAGAAUCACGUGGGCUUAUAUUUGGUUACACGUAGUGACGAUAAAGCCAUCUUACUACAUAACUCAUUCGAAUCAGAAUGAAACGACAACUAUUAGACCGCAGACUAAACCUGCAGGAGAGAAACUUAUACAGAUGAAAGAUUACGACAACCCCGCGGCAGAGUUCCUCUCAGCCCUCUACAUGAUCAGCAAGAUGUUUAUACCUAUCGGUCCAUCUUCUUACCCGGACAAUGAUAUAGCGCGUAUCUUCUGCAUCAUGAUCAUGAUGUCAGGGUGCCUGGUGGUGACUGGAGCCGCUGUGGCUUCCCUGUCCCUCAUCAUCAGUUUGUACAUGAGGCCUGAAGAAGCAUUCCGGUCAAGAUACAGACUCAUCAUGAAAGAAAUGACGGAUACGAAAGUUCCACCAGCUCUUCGAGACAAGGUGGAAACGUUUUACAAGAUGUACUGGCACAAACAGCGUGCUGUCUCCAAGACUCAGCUGCUACCGACCUAUCCACCAACCCUGCCCGCUACUAUUAACCUUGACAUCUAUUUCGAAGCAACACAGAAGGCACGAAUACUUCGAGACGUGUCACACCACAUCCUCUCAGAGCUCGCCAAGAAGAUGGACACCAUCCACUACAUCCCCGGAGACGCCAUCAUCAAGCGAGGAUCUAAGAAGUGCAGGAUUAUCUACAUCACUUAUGGAGAUGUUGAAAUGUUGACAGCGGAGGAUGACACUACAGCAAUACUGCGGAUGACGCGCGGUACCGUGCUGACUCCGUGCGGCGGAGCGGCUGCAGAGGCCCUCACCAGCUCACAUAUUGCCGUGAGGGCCGCCACUUUCUGCACUGCGCACGUGUUGAAAGCUUCCGAGAUGUGGAGGAUAAUCUAUAAGCAUUCCGUCUCUCAGGACCACGCAGGACCAAUAUUGGCUUCUUUUACAGAUCACAUUGAAAAGGUGAAAAGGCACUACUGCAUGAAGGAACCAGUGGAAGCUAUGCACAAGAGCAGUAUCUUGCAGUUCAAUCGCAAUUUGAUAGCGUUGAAGAGCAUGAAGGAUAGUCAAGGCGUUCCCUUGCUGGCCAGUCCUGACAUCUUUCUGGAGAUUGCUGGCUGCUAUAUCAUAAGGAAUCGCCCGGAUACCACACUGACCGACCAGUCUGAUGAGAUCUGCCUCCGACCUUCGUUCCCGUGCAUCUUGCAGCCUCACUCUUCACUCCUAGUCGCCUGGAACGCAUUCGUAGCUUUUCUCAUACUGGUUAUCUGUAUCGUUCAUCCAUACAAUCUGAUAUUCAAGAAGGUUGUUACCAUGGAGUUUAGGUUCUUCGACUUCGCUAUGACCAUCGUGUAUGUGUUGGACCAUAUCGUUUACUUGUCUACAGGAGCAAACGUUGAGGAAGGAGUGCCGAUAACAUUUGCACAGACAUCUUCGAAACAGAUGCGCAGCCACUGGUUCGUGCUGAACGUGGUGGCCACGCUGCCUAUCUUCGAGUUCGUCGGUGAUGGCCAUUUUGCUGGCAUCAAUAAACUCCUCAGUGUGCCGAAGCUGUUCCGUGAACUGAAGAGCUUGGAGGAAAGCUGUGGGUACCGCAGUAACGUGCUCCGUUUCUUGUCCUACACUCUGCUGCUACUCAUCGCCUGCUACCUCAUUGCCGCCAUUCAACAAGGCUUCAUGUGCUUCCAGGCUGGUUACUGCUUAGUUACCAACUUCACUCAUUCGCCUUUCUGGGAACAGAAACCUUUGGACGACGAAACGAUAGCCGACAGAUUAAUAUUCGGACUCUACUGGGCUAUUUCUAUGAUUAACUUUAUCAACCACAGGCAGACAUGGGCAGCGACUGAGUGGAAGCAUGUGAUCUAUACCUUAUUUAUCCUAGAGAUCUGCAUCGUCCUGCGAAUCUUCAUGGAGGCAGUCUACUCUGCCACAAUUAUGGUCACUACGGCUCCUAGGGAAGAUUACGGUGCCCGCAUAGAAAUGGUGAAGAGUUUCCUUGUUAGAAAUGAAGUGGACCCUCAACUGAGGAAGCGGUUCAUCACUUAUCUCGAACUGUGCUGGUAUACCGACAAGGCAUACACAAUGACUCAUAAGAAGCGAUCGAACAUAUUCUACGACCUACCACCGCAUGUGUUCCAAGAUAUUGUGGGCAAGAACCGGAUCAAUUACAUACACGUCAUACCCUUCAUGAAGUUGGUAAAUAAGGAGGACUUGAAGGUAGUGAUGGCAUCAGUAAAGAUGUUCUACACCUCACCCAACGAAAUAUUGAUUAACACUGGAGAGCUCACCAAUGAGAUCUACAUCAUCAAACGUGGCAUCUGUGAGGUUUUAGACCCGAUUACGCAGAAGUGUGUGGGCCAGCUCGCCAUGAAGACUCAUUUUGGUUCCCUCAUCUGUUUGUUGCGCCUCCCCGCGUACUACACGAUCCGAGCCGUGACUCACUUGCAUGUGAUGUGCAUUCCCAGGAAAGUGUUGGGUAAAGUGCUUAGUACCCCACAGAUAAACCAAGCCCUCGAGUAUCUUAAAACAACCCCGGAGUUCCAAAGUCUGCAGACGCCUAUUCCUUCAUUCGUCAAGUAUGUUCCACCUGCACCGACGGCGAACCUCAUGUAUUUCCGUCUACCCAGAAAGCACCAACCUGACACGGAAUUCUUGGCACCUUUUAACAGACUCGGCUUCCUUUCGAUCUUACGUUACGUAUUUCCUCGGUACACUAUCAGGCCGGAUGGCAAGUACCUGGUGCGCUACGAGUGGUUCCGCUUCUUCUGUGCGUUUCUAUCAGCGCAACUGUUUCCCUCCUACACCUACCUGGUGCUGCAGUGGCCCUACCUCUACUACGUCACACAGUUCCUCGACUUGGCUGCUUAUUACGACAUUUUUCAACGCAUGCUUAUUGGCUACUUCAAUGAGAUUGGGAUCCUGGUGUACCACCCAGCCAGCACCGCCUCUUACUACAUGAAGGGCGGUUUCAUUGUGGAUCUAUUCGGUUGCCUGCCUCUUGAGACCUUGGAGUCACCACGGAGGGAAUUCCUUGGGAACAAGUUUCGCGUGACUCCGACGAAGCAGUUUCUAAUGCUGAACCGACUGAUCCAGUUGUAUCGUAUGCCAGGAGCUAUGAAGGUACUCAAGGAGUACAUUGGACGCCGGGACAUUCUUAUGAUUUUGCAUCUGAUACCAAUAUUCAGCGCCAUACUGAAUAUUUUGACUUGUUUAUUGAUUUUCUACUCCGUCAAAAUAUUUUACAAGGAAUACGACCGGGGCAAGUCGUACGAGUGGCUACUACUGCCAUUUGAGGACCAUGGAGGUCGCUUCAACCUGACUGAGACGCCAUGGAACCUGCACCUAGGGACCUACUUCUGGGUGGUGUAUGAAUGUAGCACCACUGGUUAUGGCAUCUUCAACCCCAGUAACCAUGCUAUAAUGCGGGUGCUGUUCAUUGGAAUGUUGUCCAGCGCAAUGAUAAUAACGUACUACUCGGUCCGCAUUAUCAGCGUCCGAGCGAACGUCAACAAGUCGCUGGCCGGCUUCCAACAACAUAUGAAGGAUAUCAACGCUUACAUGAUUCGCGAGAAACUCGAUUCCGAGCUACAGAAAGAAGUGAGGCGUUACUACGAGUACAAUUGGGAGAAGAUGGGCGGCAUUGACUAUCGAGGAGUUUUGAAACUGUGCGACCAGAUCACGCUGCGGACUGACGCUAUCUUGCAUAUCUAUGGACCUACUUUUGCAAAGUGUCCAAUACUAGUAGAUGCAGAUGUAUCAUUACUCCGUAUCCUGGGCCGGGCAGUUCGUAGCGUGUACUUCCUUCGUGACAUGAAAAUCCUGGAGAUAGACGACAUAACCACUGAACUGUACUUCGUGGACUAUGGAGGAGUGGAGAUCAGGGUCCCCAUGGAAGACACGAAUUCGAUUUUGCGUUUACCAAGGGGCAGUGUAUUUGGUAACUUGGCGAACAUGCCCUGCCGCAGAAGUCCGUACAACGUGGUAGCGACCAGUCGACUACACCUGCUAAUGAUCAAGUCAGCUGCUUUCGCUAAUAUUACUAAAGACUUCCCCGAUGUAAGGGAACUCAUGGAAAAAUCCAGGGUGGUAGAGAAACACAAUAAAAUUGAAAAGAGGAUGUACAUCCUAGGCGGCGAGGCUACGAUCAAAAUGAAGCGACAUUUGCAGUCGGAUCCACCGCGGCGGACGAAGACCAGCUUCCUCAAGUACAUCUACUUCCAAGAGGGCGCUGUACUGUUCUACUUAGUCUUCAUCUGUAUGGGCUGCAUCUAUUUGGACCUGUACAACGCUGGAUAUGAGGACAAUAGUACCUGGAUCCUAAUUACUCUCUAUUCCUUGGAUUUCUGUUUCUGUUUGAAGAUAUUUACUCAACAUGCAAUCCCUUUUCUCGUGACCAACAAGAGUAUGAAGAGAAUAAUGCUACCAAUACGAAGACAGUACUUUAGAAGACAAUUCAGAUACGAUUUGAUAUCAGUACUGCCUUUCGAGCUGUUUGUCUUCGCUGGGGGGCGGUUCGCACUAUUACGCCUCAAUAGAAUGUUUAGAAUUGUAACAGUCUACAAAUGCCUGAGCCGUCGCAAAGAAAGCAUCACGGUCAACCUAACGCUGACCACGGUCAUGGCAGUCUUCAUUUGGUUCACACUGUUCGUCCACACCUCCACUUGUAUCUGGUACUUCAUGGCGGUUGUGGAAGACCAGCUUGAGCCAGGGACUUCCUGGAUUCAUCUAGAUGACGGCACCACUCAUUGUGACAACCACUACAUCUGUUCUCUAUACUUCGUGCUUACGACAUUCACACAAAACGGUGUCGGUGACAUCAUGCCCAAGAAACGUUCGGAGGUGGUGUUCGUGGCAAUAAUUCAGAUUCUAUCGACGAUGGUGUUCAUGAUAUACGUUGGGGAGUUGUCAAACAUUAUCCAGUUCCAGUCCUAUCGUUCGUUCAACUUCUACAGCAAAUACUUAGAAUUGCAGAAAUUUUUGAAAAACAACAGGGUAUCUAAGAAUCUUGUGACCAUUGUAAAUAAGUAUACCCUCCACUUAUGGCGAGAGAACAGAGGGCUACAGAUACCUCACUUCUUGAAACAAGCACCUAUCUCUCUCCGUUUGAGGGUCAUGUCAGCCGCUUACCUGCAUCACAUCACCCGGCAUCAUAUCUUUGAAGAAUGUGAGCCUGCUUUUCUCAGACAAAUGGUGGGAUGUUUGAAGCUGUAUACAUAUAACGAAGGGAUGUACGUCGUGAAAGAAAGUGAAAUCACAGAUGCAAUGUACGUGAUACACACUGGUAAGGUGAAGGAGACUUGUGAGGAUGUUAUGGAGGUCAGUGCCAGGGUCUACCCUGCAGGCUCCUACUUCGGAGUUUUGCAGGGAUUAUUCCGAAAUACUCCGUACACUCACUCGUAUGAAACGGUGACCAAGUCUCAAGUACUCACUCUGAAACUUGACGACUGGGAGUACCUUUUGAAACAUUUUCCAGACAGCAAAAACUCUAUACAUAAACAUAUGAAACAAUUAGGAGACGACGAAACAGAUUACAGUAACUGGCCUGGAGGUCCAAUAACAGAUGCAGGUCCUAAGUAUGAAAUGGACGAAAUGCAACAAGAUACCCUAGACAAGUCGCAGUUUCCUGAUAUACAAAGACAUUUCGGUAAAUAUUCUGCCACAGAUGUAAGAAAAGAAGCACCACUUAGCCAUUCAACAGCAGAAAGAAGACACUCAAGAUAUUUUGCUUGGCCGUCUGAUAAUAGGGAACCUGACGCAAUAUCUAUGGCUCAAAAUAUUGAAGAAGAAAAUCAAGCCGGACCGCCUGAAAAUCAACUUAACAAAGAUCCAAGAGCAAAUCUUAAAUCAAUACUGAGAAAAGUGGCUGGCACUGCCAAAAAAUUAAUGGGUAGAGUUUCAGAUCCCGAAUUGACAGCAGCUGGUGAUGAACUUUUACUAGAAGAAGAUGCUGAAGCGACUGAGGCAUUGCUCAAACAAUUUGAAAAAGCUAAAAAACAGGAAAAGGACGAAAUUAAAAGACAAAGAACUCGCAGACAGAGUCUGUUCUUCCAUGCACCAGACGAAACGACAGAAAAACAUUUAGUAACUUUAGAUAUGGGAUCAAUGCAAAAAUUAGAUCAAAGUGAAUCUGACCAUUUGCCGGUAAAACCACUUACUACUAUAGAAAAUUCUAACGCUCUUAGACUAGGUAAAGAAAAGUCUAAAGUCGUUGAUACUGUCUCAAAAGUUGAACUCACAAUAGACAUAGAAGGUGCCUUAGCUGAAAAUGAGACAAAAGAAAAAAUAAUAUCUCCAUCUCAAGGCGCAGGACCAUCGCAAAGCAUACGAGAAUUUUCACGUAUACAAGCUACUCAAGGCACACCCUAUAUUAGUCGAGCAACCACAAGUAAGCAACCUACUCAAGACAAAAUGACCCCUACCAGUCAAAUUCCGAAAGACCCUCCGUCUGCACGUAAACUUAAUGUACCUACUACACUUUCUUAUUCUGAACAAAGAUCUGACCAAAAGACAAUACAACCAGAUAAAGAAAAAGCUCUCGAUAGUUUGGCUAUCCAAGAUAAAACAAAGUCAAUUGUACCUAUGGCUGACACUUCACCUCCUAUAAGUUCAAAAGCGCCUCUUGGAGAUGCUGCUAGAGAGGAACAAUUACGUGGAACAUCAAAGUCGAAAGAUAUUAUUCUAAAAUCUGAGACAGGUCCUACUCCUAGAUUUAUAGCACUGAAAGAACCUUCUAAAUCAGACGAGUCUCGCUUGGAACGUAGUACUAAGUCUAAAAUUAUACCUGUAAUCAUGUCUAGUUCACCUGCCCCAGAUAGUACUAAUGUUCACCGACGAGAAGAGGAAGUCCCAAAUAUUGUAGCAGACACUGAUAGUACACGACUCAUCAGCGAGGCUUUGGUUAAUCAACAUGAUACAAAAAACCAACCAGCUGGUGAAGCCAUAUCUUCUAAACUUGAUAUGCCUCAAAAACUUUCUCCCAAAGUUCAAUCUGAAAGAGACCGAAUUGUUGAACAAAAUGCUCAAACUACCUCAAGGAUUGAUACUCCUCAACCUGGAUUUGGACGUAGGAGCUCUCAGCCGACCGAUGAAAUUAAAAAUAUACUAACGCCAUAUCGAGCAUCAGAUGUGGUUUCUGGUCCCUCCAGGUCAAGAAUUUCUGCAUCCCAAAAUCUUAAUACAGAAACAAAAGAUGAAGAUGAAGAUAUUCAAUCUGUUACAGAUACGCAAGAAAUAAAAUUAACGUCUUCUGCAGGUUUGUCGGCAUCAUAUAUAGAGGUAAAAUCGAAGCCAGUAACUUCCACAGAAACAGUACUGGAAGAUAAUCAAGUUUCUCGGAGCUCUAAGUCUGCUGGGACCACUAGUACUGCGCCCAUUCUAGCUACAGCUACAACUGAACCUGAUACAUCCAAGCCAUACAUACCGAUCACACUUUCUUAUCUACAACCCAAUAUUAAGCAAGACAUUCAACGCUCAGGUCAAAAUGCUCAGCCAGUCAAGGACAUUACAAAUAUUUUUGCAAGUAAGCCUUCAGAAACUCAAACAUUACGUGAAUCUAAAGCUGAUACUGUAGAGGUAGAUUCAGAAAUUGCCGAGACUAGGCCAGACGAAGAUGAAGCCUCUCUAAUAUCACGGGUAACAUCUGAGGAACAAUCUAUUAAAACAGUGGACCUAACCAAGCCUUCAACUGUCACAGUAUAUGAGCCAGCACUUACACCUGCGCCUUCCACGGCUAUAGAAAGCAGGACAGAAGAGUCAUCUACAGCAAGAGCAACACGAAAAUCAUUUAAGAAAAGACAAAUCAUUUACGACCCCAACCGAACACACUAUGACGACGACGACAACGAUGGGACAACAUCUCAAGCCCCGACAAGUACUGCGCCUUCGCUACAUAAGGAAGAAAGCACUAACACUAAGAGUAAUAGACGCUUGAUUCGCGUGCGGUAUGAUGAGAAAAAAGAUGAUGAUGAGGAGGAUGGGAGUGAUACUGACGAACUUGAAGAUGAGAAACCUUCGAAGAAAGAUAAGACUAGGACGGCAGGCAGUAAUCGGCCUAAACGAGAGGAUGAAGGAGCUACAUCUACAUCUACCUCAAAAUCUGGAAGCCCCAACAAGGAAACUAAAAAAUAACCUUAAUGCAGUAAACGUCUUUAGGAUUAUGAUAAUAAAAAAUCACUGGUUAGGCUCACAACCAGAAAAACAUACCUGAUAGAUUAUUUCUAGGCCCAGUAAUGCAAUGGAGUUUGGAAUUGUAGCCAAUGAAUGGCAGCAGGCUAACAAAAGUUAACCUACUGUUUCCACGUGAUUAGGGUUAUCCCUAACGAACCCGACGCAUUGCUAGCGAGAAGUGAGUGUUAUCUUAUCAAGUCUUUUGAUUUAUAGUUUUAAUAUUUUUACGUCCUUUGAUUUCUAAGUAAAAUGAUUAUGGAAGUGUAAUGUUAGAUUUAGUUUGUUUUAAAAGAUUCAUGUUAUUGUCUCGCUUUUAAGUUAUUGUUAUAA
Messenger RNA from Spodoptera litura, 8877 nucleotides. Lineage: Eukaryota; Metazoa; Arthropoda; Insecta; Lepidoptera; Noctuidae. The record is from RefSeq and is a predicted model, not a curated record.